AUUUGUCGUGAACUGAAAGACUCGGUGAAGGAUGGAGGAAGAGGCUCGCAAGCUUUUCGAAGAAGGAAUAAGAAAGAAAUUGGUCAGUCCGGGUAAAGGAGAGCUGUCGACCUUCCCCAAUGGAACUAAGGUGAUCUUCCACUACCGCACCAGCCUGUGUAAUGGCACAGUGCUGGAUGACUCCAGAACCAUGGGGGGCCGCAGCAAACCCAUGGAGCUCAUUUUGGGCAAGAAGUUUAAGCUAGCUGUGUGGGAGAGAGUGAUCAUCACCAUGAAACAAGGCGAAGUUGCAGAAUUUACCUGCGACACCAAGCACACAGCACUUUACCCACUCGUGUCCCAGUCACUAAGAAACAUCAGUGCUGGUAAGGACCCCCUGGAAGGCCAACGGCACUGCUGCGGCAUUGCGCAGAUCCACUCCCAUCAUUCUUUGGGGCACAAGGACCUGGAUCAGCUUCAGGCCAGUCCACAGCCUCUUGUCUUCACAAUCGAGUUGCUGGAGGUUCUGCCUCCAGGCGCGUUCCAGCUGGAUGUGUGGGCUAUGACAGACGAAGAGAAACUUAAAUUUGUGCCUCAGAUCCACGAGGAGGGCAACAUGCUCUUCAAACAAGGUCAAAUUAAGGAGGCCACAGAGAAGUACUACAAUGGCGUUGCCUGCCUUAAAAAUCUACAGAUGAAGGAGCAUCCUGGAGAUGAAGCAUGGGUAAAGUUGGACCACAUGAUCACACCACUGCUCCUCAACUACUGCCAGUGCAAGUUACUCCAGGGCCAGUACUAUGAAGUAAUUGAUCACUGCUCAUCUUUGAUCUUCAAAUAUGAGGAUAAUGUGAAGGCCUUCUACAAGCGGGCUAAGGCCCAUGCUGCAGUGUGGAACGAGACAGAGGCACGAGCAGACUUUGCUAAGGUGUUGGAGUUGGACCCCUCUCUGGGACCAUCUGUAGCCAAGGAGCUAAGGGCAAUGGAGGAUAGGAUCCGCUCCAAGGACAAGGAGGAAAAGGGUCGCUACAAAGGCCUAUUCAACUACAACACACCACCAGCCACUGCCACUACAGGUUGAAUCUCUCAUUGGGUUGGAAACAAGAGGAUGUCUGUGAAUUUCAAGAUGGAGGAGAAACCGUAGACACUUCUGGUGUUUUAGUUUAUCCAUGAUGCGCUCAAGCCAAAAACUCUGCCACCCAGCUCUCCACGGUACACGCAGAAACAUUCUCACACACAGUCAGGUUGUACACACAAACGCACCCACAGUUCACUGAGGUGCAGUUUGCAUUCCUGCCUUAUUCUUCUAAACCCCCUCACUGAAAUUGUAACAUGCAGUUUUUGAUUAGGACAUGCUGACAUUAUCAGUUUGACUUUAAUAAAAGUUCAGAAUCCCAUAGUAACCUUAGAUCUGUAAUGGCCAGCAGCACCAGAAAUUCAGAGCAUUGUGGUCUUCAGUCUGACUGGAACUCUGAAUUCCAGCUUCUUGAGUCUUUACAAGGUUUCAGAAAUGUUAACAUUCCUGGUUAAAAAAAAUUGCUCACAGUAAUGGACUACCUACAGAAUGAUACCCCUGGCAACGGCUUUCACAGGAUUUGCAGAGAGAUUUUUCUUUUUGUUAUGAUUCAAUGAUGAAUUUAUCAAUAUUUGUGGAAAGUCAUUAUAUAGCUGUUUAUAUAGCAAAUGCCAAUUUGCCACAUUAUUAGAAACAAGUAGCUUGCGCAUUUAAUGUUGUAUUGCUUUCUUCUAAGCACGUGCAGAGCUGUUGGAUAAUCUUAAAAUUACUUGUAAUUGUGGCCCAGCAUGAAAAAUUUACAAUGGAGAUUCAGACAGAAAUGUUCUUCCUUCUCCUUUUUUUUUUGUUGCACAAGGAACAUCAUGUACUCACAUGCACACCUCUGCCUUGCACCGACAGACCACGUUUUCAAAUUGGUCACAUCAGAAGCACUGGAAUAAGCAGGAGACCAUUAUCUCCUAGUGGAUGUGACAAUCAUUAUGUAACACACAUGAACUUGUGUUGUCUUUGCUUUCCCUCGUGUACUUAAGUCAUAUGUAAGAAAUACUACAAUUAUGUUACUGUCAAGAUGUACUCACCAAAACCUCAGUAUCCCUUUCACUUGCUUAGACAGACCUGCUCAUUACUCUACAUGCAAUUCAGUGGGUCAUGAGCCUAACCCGUCUGAAGUGAGAUGUCAUUAAGGCUGUAAUUAUGUAACUGAAAAUAAAUUUGUUUAUCCCCAACUUAA
This is a messenger RNA of Toxotes jaculatrix (banded archerfish), 2222 nucleotides long. RefSeq names its product aryl hydrocarbon receptor interacting protein (gene aip). The record is from RefSeq and is a predicted model, not a curated record. The transcript has 7 exons. NCBI's taxonomy places the organism in Eukaryota, Metazoa, Chordata, Actinopteri, Toxotidae. Gene Ontology annotation, molecular function: peptidyl-prolyl cis-trans isomerase activity; protein binding. The coding region runs from base 32 to 1057 and encodes 341 amino acids.